This is a messenger RNA of Fulmarus glacialis (Northern fulmar), 1110 nucleotides long. RefSeq names its product HCLS1 binding protein 3 (gene HS1BP3). Bases 64 to 1110 code for a protein of 348 amino acids. The transcript has 6 exons. Gene Ontology annotation, molecular function: phosphatidylinositol binding. The record is from RefSeq and is a predicted model, not a curated record. NCBI's taxonomy places the organism in Eukaryota, Metazoa, Chordata, Aves, Procellariiformes, Procellariidae.
AUUCAGAAUACACACACGGGGCUGGAUUUGUCAGUGCCGGAAUACCAGGAAAUCCGCGGGAAGAUGAUGUCUGGCCACGUAGAGUAUCACAUUGUCGUUGUUACCAGACUGGCUGCCUUCAAAUCAGCAAAGCACAAGCCUGAAGAUGUAGUUCAAUUUAUGGUUUCCAAGAAGUACAGCGAGAUAGAGGAGCUCUACCAGAGACUGGCGGCACGAUAUCCACAGGCUUCUCUUCCGCUCUUGCCUAGAAAAGUUCUCUUCGUGGGGGAAUCUGACAUCUGUGAACGAAGAGCUAUGUUCAAUGACAUAAUGAAAUUCAUCUCAAAAGAUGAGGAUCUUGCAACGAGUCCUGAGUUACUGGAAUUUUUAGGAACAAAAUCUACUAGUGCCAUUGACUUCAAGAGUAAAAACGUUCCUGAUGACAAGGAGAAAGAAGACGGAGAAAAUGAGGCGUUGGAUUUUUUCAAAGAGGAGAAGACACUUGACUUAAUCUCACAGCUUUCAUCAGUGGAAAAUGCCAAAAAAGGGGAAAAAAAAGAAGAGGAAGAGGAGGAAGAAGAGGAAGAAGAUUUAGAUCCUCUUGGUAUAAUCAGAACUAAAAAAACGAAGAAGGCAUCUGCUCCUCCAACCAAGGAAGAGAAGCCCAAAUUAACCAUUUUUGAAGAGGAAAUAGAUCCAGAUGAAGGACUCUUUGGCCCAGAAAAAGAUUUCUCAUCAAUUGGUCCCAGGAAGAAGAUGAAAGAGAAUCUGAAAUUAUUUGAAGAUCCAGACCUUGGUGGGGUGGUAAGACUGGGUGACUCACUACUGCUGCCAGCUGCCUGUAAGAACAGGGAGUAUGUGCUGAACACGGGUCCUGAGGAGGACACUGAGAAACUGCUGAGAGUUGAAGAUGAUUUAGAGAAACUCUUGAAAGUAACCUCCAAACCAAAACCUAAGGUACCAUCAAGACCACCAUUGCCUCAGAAGCCGACAGUUGCCCCCAGGAGCACUAAUUCAUCUCCACUGGCAAAGCCAAAGGAAAACAGGAUUCAGACAAUGAAUGAAAUGGACAUUCUCCAGUAUAUCCAGGAAAAUGAAUCUAUCAACAACCAAGAUACAAGUCUGUUUUGA